AGAGCAGCAGCAGAGAGAGAGAGAGAGAGAGAGAGAGAGAGAGAGAGAGAGAGAGAGCCCAGCCCACUUGUACAAAACCAUUCACCUCGUGCAUAGUGAGCAGUCCCAGAGCGCUACGCUGCUUCCCCAGGGCUCGUCCACAAGACGCCUGCCUUUGCCAUCCAAACUUCUCAGAGACACAGAACAAGAGAGAGAGAGAGAGAGAGAGAAGAGAAAGAAGAACACCUACAAGUGAAGCAACCAGCAGAACUAUUCCUCUUCUUCAGUCAUCACCUCUCGUCACAGAAGCUCUCUUUUCAGCAACGAGGAUUACUCUUUUUUAAUCCUUUGCUUGAUUUCAGUAGGUCAAACUUUUUUUUUUUUAAACCUGUCAGAUUGAACACAUCACCAGUUACGUUACAAGACAGGUAGUUUUCUGGAGGAACCGUUGAUCAGGAGGAAAAAGUUUUUUUUUUCUUUUUUAUUUCUUUUAGUUAGUUAGACUGCUGUGGUCAGUUUGCAUCAUUUCUACAGCCUCCUGCUCCAAGGAUGACGCUACUGCCUGCAAUGAGUGUAGCACUGCUGCUCCUGGCUCACUGCUAUUCUCUUAAUGCCAUGGCCACCUCGGGCACCUUAGCAUCCUCGACCUCUUCGGCAUCGGACUGUCCCUCUUGUGCCAUGGCGAGGCUGCGGAGGAGUGGCGCGGAGGCAAUAUUGAAGGAGGAGGAGGCGCAGCAGGAUGUGGUGGAGGCGGUGAAGAGGCACAUCCUCAGCAUGUUGCACCUGCAGGAUCGGCCCAACAUCACACACCCAGUGCCCCGUGCUGCCCUGCUCAAUGCCAUCCGCAAGGUCCAUGUGGGCCGCGUGGCCAAGGACGGCAGCGUGCUGAUCGACGACGAGCCUCACGGACGCCUCGAGGCCGAGAACAGCGAACAAACUGAAAUUAUCACCUUUGCCGAAGCUGGUGAAACCCCGGGUCUGAUAAACUUCCUCAUCUCUAAAGAGGGUUACGAGAUGUCUGUGGUGGAACAGGCGAAUGUCUGGAUUUUUCUGCGGCUUCCAAAAGGCAACCGCACUCGCACAAGCGUCACCAUUCAACUGUACCUGCAGCAGCUGGACUCCGGGGAGAAGCUGGUUGCCGAGAAAGCAGUCGACACUAGACGUAGUGGCUGGCACACUUUCCCCAUGGCAUCUAGUAUGCAGUCUCUGCUGGAACGUGGCAUAAGUGCACUGAACCUGCGUGUCUCGUGCCCAUCGUGUGCUGAUGCUCGUGCUACGCCGGUCCUGGUGACUCCUGGAGGAGGAGGAGAGCGAGAACAGUCUCACCGGCCUUUUCUGAUGGCUGUGGUGCGUCAAAUGGAGGAAAAUGGGCAAAGACGGCGCCGCAAGCGUGGCCUGGAAUGCGACGGCAAGGUACGCGUGUGCUGCAAGCGUCAGUUCUAUGUCAAUUUUAAAGACAUCGGCUGGAACGACUGGAUCAUUGCACCGACUGGCUACCACGCCAACUACUGUGAGGGUGAAUGCCCAAGCCACGUGGCCAGCAUUACCGGCUCAGCACUUUCCUUCCAUUCCACUGUCAUCAACCACUACCGCAUGCGUGGUUACAGCCCCUUUACUAGCAUCAGGUCUUGCUGUGUCCCCACACGCCUCCGUGCCAUGUCUAUGCUCUACUACAACGAGGAGCAGAAGAUCGUCAAGAAGGACAUCCAAAACAUGAUUGUGGAGGAGUGUGGCUGCUCAUAAGACAAAAAAAUAAAUAAAUAAAUAAAUAAAGACACAAAAACAAGCAAAAGAGCAGGGAAGGACAGAAAAGAGUGCCGAGUUUGGCUUGCAGGCCAGGGUAGGGAGGGAACAGGGACCAGUGCCUGAACGGUAAGGACUUGGGCAAAAAGAAAAAAGCAGUGAGGUGAAGGGAUGAGGGAAAGAGCUUGAAAGAGCACUCUUCAUCUCUCUAUCACACUCAGACUCCCAUACAACGACAGGCCUCUCUCUCGACACGGUAGCUGCUUGAACUUGGCUGUCUGAAAAUCCAGGGGGUAUCUAUAGCUUGGAGCAGUUUCUGUGGCACUUUCAGAAGAAAAAAAAAAUAAAUAUAUAAUAUAUUUUUGCUACAAAGCUGAGGGGAAGAAGUGAGAUGAUAUUUAUGCGAGCGAGUGCAGUGCGGUCACGCCAAAACAUCCCGCAUAAGGGAGUGACCAUGAGGAUGAGGUGCCUGAAAAAGCAAAUCUCAAAACUAUGCAACUUGUCAAGUAUUAAGAUUUAUUUUUCAUCAAUGUGUUGUUUUGGUUAACUAUUUACUUUUACAAACUUAAAAAAAAAGGAAGUUGACUUUUUAUACUUUUUUGAAAGUAUAUUUGAUGUCUUGUGUGUUUGUAUGUGUACAUGUGUGUGUUUGCGUGUGUGUGUAUGUGUUGUUGAGAGAUACUUGAAAGAAGUUUGACGGGCUGCUGGAACCAAACAUUUCUGUUUAUUACUAUUAUUCUAAUUAUUCUAACUUUGUUAUUAUUAUUUGUUAUUAUUAUUAUUAUUAUUAUUAUUAUUAUUAUUAUUAUUAUUAUUAUUAUUUUUCUUUCCUUUUUACUAUUUUAAAAAUGAGACGUUUACAGUUUGCACUAUACCAUCAGCAUGGCCACAUAUACAAAUAUGGUAUUUAGCGAAAAACGAGAAGCACUUCAAAAAACGGACAAAAUCUUAUUCGAGUAGGUUUGACCAGGUGGGGAAAUGUGAGGAAGAUGAGUUAGGAGUGAGAAACAGACAAAACCCUCUACACACCUGUGUUAUGUUAAUUGCAAACUUAGAACUAAACACCAAAGACUUUAGGUUCAUUAAAAAAAAAAUAAAACAACAAAAAAAUAAAUAAAUGCAUAUAGUUUUUCUUCUUCUCCGAACAGUCUUUCACAAAUCCGUCCAUGUCAAACCCAAGCAAAUGCCCUGAAUAACUGAUCCAUCCCAAAAUAAUUCUCAAUUGUUUGUGCUUUUUUUUUUUUUUGGCACUGCUGCACUCUCCACGUGUGUUUAACCAUCUAAAUGUUAAACACAGCACUUAAACCAACAUUUUUUUGAGUUUUCUUCUUGUUUUUUUUUUUUUUUUUUUUUUUUUAAAUGAAUGGAUGAAAAUGAAUGUGCAGCGUUGAUAUUUAAAUAAAUUGGGAGAUGAAUUGCUGAAUGAUCUGUUUAGGUAUUUAUAAAAUAAUUCACCAAAUAUUGGAACGACCCUGUAUGACCCAAACAAUAUCACUAUUUUGUUUUACAGAUGUAACUACAGGUAAAUGCA
Molecule: messenger RNA, 3253 nt
Organism: Tachysurus vachellii
Lineage: Eukaryota; Metazoa; Chordata; Actinopteri; Siluriformes; Bagridae
Gene: inhbaa
Product: inhibin subunit beta Aa
Exons: 2
Coding region: 529-1722 (397 amino acids)
Biological process (GO): SMAD protein signal transduction; BMP signaling pathway
Cellular component (GO): extracellular region
Molecular function (GO): growth factor activity; cytokine activity
Source: RefSeq, a predicted model, not a curated record